AUGACGGAAAUGUACUACGCGCUCGACUACCCAGGAGUGUACCUCAAAACCAACUUCGCAGAGAGCAAAGUACGCAUGGCAGUUUUGCAAGAGAACUCGGCAGACACCGGCGAAGCCCCGUUGUAUGCUGUCUGGGACUCCCUCUGGGGCUUAUCUGAUACAAUGGCUCGUGCGACCAAGGAUAUGUCCGGAAAAGAAGGACUGCGCGUACACAGCGUCUUGGUGAUCGAAGAGGAACUCUGGGAGGGCGUAACGAUCUUGAGUCAGCCACCAGGAAAGAACGAACGUCGUCUGCAUGUCUACCCUAUGAAUGACUUCUAUCGCAGUGUUCUCAAUCAUACCGCGAAGAACGAUGCCAUGCAAAAUCCCGCACUUCGAUACAAGCCGAUGCCUAGGCAGCUUGUUGCGCCGAAGAACAAGGCCCAGGAGGAGAAUGUGGAUGAUGAGGAACUGGUCGGCAGCAGCGGUGUUCAGGGGCAUGGCUACACUACCCGCAAAGCCAAAGGUAAGGGAAAGCAGAAGCAGGCGACUACCGACGAAGACAUGGACACAUCGAGUGAGGACGAAGAGGACCAACCUUUAUACUUGUGCGUCCGCCGGCAGGGUACAAGUCCAUACUACCUCAUCGCCGAAGACGACAAUCUCUUCCUUGUUCGUUGUGAACACGCUGGAGACUGGGAGCGCAUGCUGAAAGAAGGCCCCAAAGGCAACCUGGAGUCCUUCACCUUUGACAGCGCUUCCCGAGUUGAGCUAUCUUCGUUUCCCAAAGGCUUCAGCAUCCGACUGAUCGACUGUGGUAUGAUCUCGAAGAAGAAGCCGGCGAACGCUCCAGUCGGUACCACGAAUCGCGAUUCGGUUGACGACAACACAUUUCAUCUGCUGCACCCGGAGACAAACAGGCUGAAACACCGUGAGUACUAUUACUCUUACAAUAGGCACGGCAACUCGGUCGAAGAGGCGAAGAUGUAUCCAAAGUGGGACGACAGAAUCGCUAAGUAUAACGAGAGCGUGCUGGAUGAGUUUCUGAAUGCGUUGCAAGACUUAGUGUUGGAUGCCGCUGGCUCGUGGACCGACAACAGGCCUUGA
Alternaria ventricosa is the source of this 1086-nucleotide messenger RNA. RefSeq lists its product as uncharacterized. The record is from RefSeq and is a predicted model, not a curated record. The transcript has 3 exons. Lineage: Eukaryota; Fungi; Ascomycota; Dothideomycetes; Pleosporales; Pleosporaceae. Bases 1 to 1086 code for a protein of 361 amino acids.